Arabidopsis lyrata subsp. lyrata is the source of this 1359-nucleotide messenger RNA. Its product is annotated as cinnamoyl-CoA reductase 1. Gene Ontology annotation, molecular function: oxidoreductase activity, acting on the CH-OH group of donors, NAD or NADP as acceptor. The record is from RefSeq and is a predicted model, not a curated record. The coding region runs from base 169 to 1146 and encodes 325 amino acids. Lineage: Eukaryota; Viridiplantae; Streptophyta; Magnoliopsida; Brassicales; Brassicaceae. The transcript is spliced from 6 exons.
AAAUCCCGAGGAAAACUCUAACGAACUCUCCUAAAAAUGGCGCGCUUUAAAACCCAAAAACAGAAGAGGAAAAUAAAAGGCAAAAGGCUAAGAAUAUCUAAGUUUUGAAGAAUUCAAACACAGAAAAAAACAAAGAGAGAUAAUUUGAGAAGAAGAUCUGAAAGAAGAAUGAGCAGCGAAGAAGAGAAGACAGUGUGUGUGACAGGAGCUUCAGGUUACAUUGCUUCAUGGAUCGUUAAGCUUCUCCUUCUCCGUGGCUACACCGUUAAAGCCUCUGUUCGCGAUCCAAAUGAUCCGAGGAAAACAGAGCAUUUGCUUGCAUUGGAAGGAGCAGAGGAAAGGCUUAAAUUGUUCAAAGCAAACUUGUUAGAAGAAGGCUCUUUCGAUUCAGCAAUCGAUGGUUGCGAAGGAGUUUUCCACACCGCAUCGCCAUUCUAUCAUGACGUCAAGGACCCUCAGGCUGAGUUAAUUGAUCCAGCAGUGAAAGGAACAAUCAAUGUUCUUAGCUCUUGUUUGAAGACUUCCUCUGUUAAAAGAGUCGUCUUAACCUCAUCUAUAGCAGCUGUUGCUUUCAAUGGAAUGCCUCGAACACCCGAAACCAUAGUUGACGAAACUUGGUUUGCCGAUCCUGACUAUUGCAGAGCUUCCAAGCUAUGGUAUGUAUUGUCGAAGACAUUAGCUGAAAACGCAGCGUGGAAAUUCGCGAAAGAGAAUGAUUUACAGCUGGUUUCGAUAAAUCCAGCUAUGGUGAUUGGUCCUCUCUUACAGCCAACGCUAAACACUAGCGCUGCUGCAGUACUAAGCUUGAUCAAAGGAGCACAAACGUUUCCUAAUGCGACGUUCGGGUGGGUUAACGUUAAAGAUGUAGCGAACGCUCAUAUUCAAGCGUUUGAGAAUCCAACUGCUGAUGGGAGAUACUGUUUAGUGGAGAGAGUUGCCCAUUACUCUGAAGUUGUUAACAUUUUGCAUGAUCUUUACCCUGAUUUUCAACUCCCUGAGAAGUGUGCAGAUGAAAAGAUAUAUAUUCCAACAUAUAAAGUGUCAAAAGAGAAAGCAGAGUCUCUUGGGGUUGAGUUUGUGCCAUUGGAAGUUAGCAUUAAAGAGACUGUAGAGAGCUUGAGAGAUAAAGGGUUCAUCAGAUUCUGAGUUCCAUCCACAAAAAGAAAACUCAAACCAGAACCAGACUUGGAUCUGUUUGUGUUUUACUCCCAAGUUUUCUUUUAAUGUGUUUUUUCUUUUACUUCAUUCAAAUAUGGAGUGUUGCCUUUGAUAUUAUGAACAUUAUUUCAUCAUUUUGGACUGAUGGAACUAAAUUAUUUUUUUUCACUGGAAUUUGUAUUGGAAUGAAGUUUCCUUUUU